Oncorhynchus kisutch (coho salmon) is the source of this 3365-nucleotide messenger RNA. RefSeq names its product ephrin-B2a-like. Gene Ontology annotation, molecular function: ephrin receptor binding. Lineage: Eukaryota; Metazoa; Chordata; Actinopteri; Salmoniformes; Salmonidae. Gene Ontology annotation, cellular component: plasma membrane. The transcript is spliced from 6 exons. Bases 1 to 1179 code for a protein of 392 amino acids. Gene Ontology annotation, biological process: axon guidance; ephrin receptor signaling pathway; blood vessel morphogenesis. The record is from RefSeq and is a predicted model, not a curated record.
AUGACAACCACACCUGCCCGAAGACCCAGUGUCUCACCUUCACCCCACACCUGCCUGAAGACCCAGUGUCCUACCUUCACCCCACACCUGCCUGAAGACCCAGUACCCAGUGUCCUACCUUCACCCCACACCUGCCUGAAGACCCAGUGUCUCACCUUCACCCCACACCUGCCUGAAGACCCAGUGUCCUACCUUCUACCUUCACCUCACACCUGCCUGAAGACCCAGUGUCCUACCUUCACCCCACACCUGCCUGAAGACCCAGUGUUCUCUCCUGGACGGGGGCUGGUCCUGUUCCCUCAGAUAGGGGAUAAAAUGGACAUCGUGUGUCCCCGGGUGAGGCCAGGGGUGGUGGAGAACAAGGAGCCGGAGUACUACCGCGUGUACCUGGUGACCCGGGAACAACUCCACAGCUGCAGCAUCAGCCAAUCGGACACCCCGUUACUCAACUGUGACAAGCCGGACAGAGACGUGAAGUUCACCUUCAAGUUCCAGGAGUUCAGCCCUAAUCUCUGGGGCCUGGAGUUUUUCAAGGGAAGGGAAUACUAUAUCACCUCGACCUCCACCAGCUCUCUACAGGGCCUGGACAACACUGAUGGAGGAGUGUGUAGAGCCACAUCCAUGAAGCUGGUACUGAGAGUAGGACAGAGUUCCUCCAAUCCCCUUCCUCUCCCUAAAGAGCCUCCCACCAGGUUCCCCCCUCAGCACCCCGAGGCCCCAGACAACGAGCUUCCCAUUAAAGACAAUGAUGUGACGAACAACGCUGGUAUCGAAGGAGACAUUGACACAGAAGGCAGAGCCUCGUCAACAGAAGGCGGAUCCAUCGGCUCUGAGGUCGGACUCUUCGUUGGCGUGGCCUGUAGCAUCGUCCUCCUCCUAUUGGUCAUCGUGGUCCUACUGAUGGUGGUGUGGCGGUACCACAGGCGCCACGCCACGCCGGACAGGGACGUCCAACAGUCUCUGUCCCUCAACACCCUGGCCACGCCCAAGAGAGACAGCUACGGAGGGAGUAGCGAGGACAUCCGGUUAGAGCCCAGCCACAUGGUUUUUCCUCCGAGGCCCUCUGACUCCGUGUUCUGUAGGCACCAUGAGAGGGUCAGUGGAGACUACAGACAUCCUGUUUAUAUGGUACAGGAGAUGCCUCCACAGAGUCCUACUAAUAUAUACUACAAGGUCUGAGGGACCUGUGGGUCUUCUCACUGCGGCCAAGGACCAAUGGAAUGAAUGAAGAGUUGUUCAGUCCCCCGUGAGGAAGACGUCGCCGCUGUGUGCUUUAUGAAGUCAGUGGGCCAAGGACCAAUGGAAUGAAUGAAGAGUUGUUCAGUCCCCCAUGAGGAAGAGACGUCCUCGCUGUGUGCUUUAUGAUGUCAGUGGGCCAAGGACCAAUGGAAUGAGCUUUUUAUUUUAUUUUUAGAAAACACACUCUCUGAACAGACAUUAUCAAGGCCAGAGAAUCAAAUCAUUUGGGCCACGUUUUAUUUCCUUGGAGAGAGAGAAUGGAUAAAGGCAGUAAAGACAGAGUGCAUUCUGGGAUUUUCACUAGGAAAGCUAACUCUGAGUUGGCAAAGACUUGCUGUUACAUGUACUGCUGCUAAACGAGGAACUGUCUUCUUUUUGAAUAAAAGAGAUCCAUGUUUUAGACUCGGAGCACAAUUUAGCAAAUGGAAACUUGAAAAUGUGAGAGAUUUUGAAUAUAAUUUGAAUAUAAUUUGUGUAAAACAUUUUAUUUUUGUGAUAUGGUAUUUUGAUGUUAACUCAUGCUGAAAUGAAUGCCUCUUAACUAUUUGUAGUGUCAUAACUGUCAGUCUGUCUCAGGUAACAAUGUCUCACUGUCACGAUCGUCGUAUGGAAUGGACCAAGGUGCAGCGUGGUGAGCGUACAUUUUUAUUUAUUUUGCAAAUGUCGCCAACAUAACAAUAAUACAACAAAAACCGACCGCGAAGCUCCUGCACAAACGAAGACAACGACCCACAACGACCAAAAGGAAAAAAGACUGCCUAAGUAUGAUUCCCAAUCAGAGACAACGAUAGACAGCUGUCCCUGAUUGAGAACCAUACCCGGGCCAAAACAUAGAAACAAACAACGUAGAAUGCCCACCCCAAAUCACACCCUGACCUAACCAAAUAGAGAAGGUUUGGGCGUGACACUCACUGCUGAUGUCCAUCAUGUUUCUGUUUAUCAAGUGAUAUUUAUGGGUGUUAAACAGUGGAAUCUACUGGCCCUUUAUCUAAUGGGUGUUAAACAGUGGAAUCUACUGGCCCUUUAUCUAAUGGGUGUUAAACAGUGGAAUCUACUGGCCCUUUAUCUAAUGGGUGUUAAACAGUGGAAUCUACUGGCCCUUUAUCUAAUGGGUGUUAAACAGUGGAAUCUACUGGCCCUUUAUCUAAUGGGUGUUAAACAGUGGAAUCUACUGGCCCUUUAUCUAAUGGGUGUUAAACAGUGGUAAUACAGUGGAAUCUACUGGCCCUUUAUCUAAUGGGUGUUAAACAGUGGAAUCUACUGGCCCUUUAUCUAAUGGGUGUUAAACAGUGGAAUCUACUGGCCCUUUAUCUAAUGGGUGUUAAACAGUGGAAUCUACUGGCCCUUUAUCUAAUGGGUGUUAAACAGUGGAAUCUACUGGCCCUUUAUCUAAUGGGUGUUAAACAGUGGAAUCUACUGGCCCUUUAUCUAAUGGGUGUUAAACAGUGGAAUCUACUGGCCCUUUAUCUAAUGGGUGUUAAACAGUGGAAUCUACUGGCCCUUUAUCUAAUGGGUGUUAAACAGUGGAAUCUACUGGCCCUUUAUCUAAUGGGUGUUUAACAGUGGAAUCUACUGGCCCUUUAUCUAAUGGGUGUUAAACAGUGGAAUCUACUGGCCCUUUAUCUAAUGGGUGUUAAACAGUGGAAUCUACUGGCCCUUUAUCUAAUGGGUGUUAAACAGUGGAAUCUACUGGCCCUUUAUCUAAUGGGUGUUAAACAGUGGAAUCUACUGGCCCUUUAUCUAAUGGGGGUUAAACAGUAGAAUCUGCUGGCCCUUUAUCUAAUGGGUGUUAAACAGUGGAAUCUACUGGCCCUUUAUCUAAUGGGUGUUGAACAGUGGAAUCUACUGGCCCUUUAUCAUCCUGUCUUUGUAGAUGACCUAUCUGCAGCUUGACAUUAGAAAUCUAGGAAUCUGACUGGGAGCUACAGAAUAAAGGGCGGGGGGGGGGGUCAGUCAGUGUAGCCCUGGAUGUUGGGGGAUGGGUUGUUGAUGGUUGCUAUAAGACGACGGACUGAGGAUGAAUCUAGUUUUUAAUGGAGGGUGUCCUGCUUCAGGCUAGUCCUCCCUCCUCGUGUCAGAGGAGAGGAGAGGAGAGGAGAGGAGAGGAGAGGAGAGGAGAGGAGAGG